Exophiala oligosperma is the source of this 1312-nucleotide messenger RNA. RefSeq names its product diphosphomevalonate decarboxylase. Gene Ontology annotation, molecular function: diphosphomevalonate decarboxylase activity; ATP binding. Gene Ontology annotation, biological process: isoprenoid biosynthetic process; isopentenyl diphosphate biosynthetic process, mevalonate pathway. The transcript is spliced from 2 exons. NCBI's taxonomy places the organism in Eukaryota, Fungi, Ascomycota, Eurotiomycetes, Chaetothyriales, Herpotrichiellaceae. The record is from RefSeq and is a predicted model, not a curated record. The coding region runs from base 73 to 1269 and encodes 398 amino acids. Gene Ontology annotation, cellular component: cytosol.
GUAAAUACACCACAUGCUACAUCUUGCAGAACGACGUUUUCUCCUCCUCGACCUUCUCUGGAGACACUCAAAAUGUCGGGAUCUCCUCAAAUUUACCGUACUAGCACCACGGCGCCGGUCAACAUCGCUGUAAUAAAGUACUGGGGAAAGCGAGAUGUGGCUUUGAAUCUGCCCACGAAUUCGUCCUUGUCUGUCACUCUGUCGCAAAAGUCACUGCGAACACACACCACCGCUUCAUGCUCCGAGUCGUUCUCGGGGCCCGACUCGCUCAUACUCAACGGAGAAAAGGAGGACAUUGAAUCUUCAAAAAGAACACAAGCAUGCCUAAAGUCCCUCCGGUCUUUACGAGAGCAGCUCGAGUCCAAGGACAACUCUCUACCUAAACUGUCCAAGUUGACUCUGCGACUGGUCUCGGCGAACAACUUCCCUACGGCCGCGGGGCUGGCCUCCAGUGCUGCAGGGUUUGCGGCACUGGUCAGGGCGAUCGCCAACCUUUACGAACUGCCUCAGUCGCCCGAGGAGUUGUCGGUCAUUGCGAGACAGGGGUCUGGUUCCGCCUGUAGAAGUUUGAUGGGAGGGUAUGUCGCGUGGAGGGCCGGCACGAACAAGGACGGAAGCGACAGUCUUGCUGAAGAGGUUGCACCCGCAUCCCACUGGCCCGAGAUGAGGGCGUUGGUGCUGGUUGUCAGUGCAGAGAAGAAGGGCGUGCCGUCCACCGCGGGGAUGCAAACUACGGUCGAGACGUCGACACUGGCACCGGCACGGUUCAACGAGAUCGUCCCGCGGAGAAUGAAGGAGAUCGAGAAAGCGAUCCACGACAAGGAUUUUGAGACGUUUGCCCGGAUCACGAUGCAGGAUUCCAACUCGUUCCACGCCAUCUGCUUGGACUCGUGGCCUCCUAUCCACUACCUCAACGACGUGUCUCGUGCAGCUAUGAAUGCUGUCGAGACCGCAAACCGCAAGGCCGGGAAAUUGGUCGCUGCUUACACCUUCGACGCCGGUCCGAAUGCGGUAAUUUACUACCUAGAGGAGCACACUCAUCAGGUCGCUGGUGUCUUCAGAAACAUCCUGCCCAAUACACCUGGGUGGGAAGGGGAGUUUGGUGAUGCUAUCGGCAAGAACGAAUACGGAAGUCUAGAGCAAAAGACUUUUAUGACCCUCAAGGCCGGUGUCAGUCGAGUCAUUUGUACCGGCGUCGGGGGAGGACCAGAAAAGAUUGAUCAGCAUUUGAUCGAUGCAAGCGGAAAUCCUGUGCCAGUUGAUUCGUAAUAAUGACCAUUAAUGCCCAAGGCAAGACUGAGAGACAACUUGG